AUGGUAACCAAUGGGAAUAAAGCCAAAAGAACUGCUGCAUCCUUCGAACGGGCGAUUGAUAACUGGCACCGCAGAAGCAGCUUUCGACUGACAACUCUCUUUGCUUUCGUUGAAUUUGCUGUUGGAGAUGAAAAAGAGUUGACAGUGACUGUUGGAGGUGUUGAAACACUUAGCUGCUUAAUCUCUAGGCAGCUUCCGUAUGAUCGCCCUGUGAGCUGGUACUGGACAGCGAUGUACCCAGAAUGUAGUGGCUCCACUGGUGGAAAGAUACUGGACAUUUAUCCUGAUGGAAGAACAGUAUUUGAAGAGGAGUUCAAGGGACGAGUGCUGGUAUACCGAUCAAGAGUUAAGAAGGGCGAUUAUUCAAUCACUAUCAGGGGAAUAAAGAUACCUGACUCGGGGGAAUUCAUCUGUGCCCAUGAAUAUCUCUCUGAUGAGAAGAAAGUGAGACUAAUAGUGAAACCAGGGUGCUGGUCUAAUCUAUAUCUGACUGUGGAACCACCCGUUGCAUCAAUUGGAGACAAAGUUACAUUAACCUGUACGUAUUGUGGAACGAAAUUGGUAACGCCCCGAAUAAAAUGGCAAUAUGAUGGAUUAGCAGUAUCAGACACUGGAGUUGUCAGCAUUACCAAUGGUGGACACUCCCUUGUUAUUUCUCAUGUGGAUCAGGAGCACUUGAAGAAAUAUGGAUGCAGUAUGGCCAAGAAAGAAUCUAUUGUGACCGAAAUAUGCCUGAACAUAGAAACUGAUUUUCUAGAUACCACUAUGUUUGCUGGAGAUUAUGAUUACCCAGUGAGUACACUGAUUUCUACUACCACUUCUGUAUCCACAACAACAUCAACGACCCAAGAGAUCACUACUACCAUGACACCAGCACCGGAGACCACAAAUGCCUCAUUGAAUAUGUGGAGUGAUUUAGAGUGGAUGCAGGACACCUCUCCAGUCACUAGCCCGAAAAUACAAAGUUCCCCCACCACAAUAAUGGAUACAAUAGUAACCACUGAGACAGCAGAUCCGUGGAACGAGGACGUGAUUCCCGAUCAGCUGGGAUCCACUGAAAAGCUCUGCCCAGUCACAGUCAACAAUGGACGGAGUCAGUUUCCAACAUACAUGUGCAUCAUCCUUGGUGGAAUUCUCCUGCUUAUAAUCAUCACAUUCAUUUGCAAACGAUGCAGAGGAAACUGUAAAUUUGGAACUCAUGAUGUGGAACAUAACGCAAGUAACCCAAAUGACGAUGUCCCAAGUUCAGAGGUACCUGAAGCUCGAGAUGCUGUUCAAAUGCAGUCAGAGAAUGAUGACAAUGACGCAAAGGGAUCCACAGAUGGAAUGAAUGGAAUGCAAGAACCCAACAAGAAUGAAGAUGAAGAUGAAAAUACAAGUCCAAUAGAGAUGAAAGAACCUGAUGUGGAAGACUCCAGUCACAUAGAGGAAUCAGAAGACGGAAAAUUGCAAGGAGACCAGCAAUAAAUGAAUUCUUUAUCUGAGGCUUAAAUCAAUUGUAUCCCAGGAUACACAACAGCAAUAUGUGUUAAUUCACUGCCAGUGUGGCACUUGCUGAAGAAUAGCCAAUGAAUAUCAAUCCCAAGGUCAUUUAACUAAAUGUUCUGCGCUUUCUGUAACCGUUAACUGUUCUAACUUCCAAUAAAAAUUAUUUGCUCCUUAAAAUUUUACAGUUAUAGGAACAGGACAAUAAGAUCAUAUUAUAUAAUAUUUUACAGAAAGCAACUUGACAUGAUUGUUUGUUCCUUGUUUGGUUGAAUGUGAUGUGCUAUUAGAGAUACCUUAUUCAUGCUUCUAUUAAUAAAUUACUUACAAUAAGCUCAUUUCUUGGCUCAAGAUUUUAAAAAAAAUUUGGAUGUAUUUUGUACAGUUAUAUGAUGGAUGAUUGAAUAUUCCAAAUGGCAGGCCAGCGCAGGUAUAGUUCAAAGUAAUAGGAUGCUGAACUGUACCUCCAUUACUCAUAAAAUAAAGCACAAUAAUAAAUCAACACACCCUCCUCCUCCUACUUUCAAAUCUCUUACUAUCUUUCCUUUCAGUUAGUCCUGACGAAGGGUCUCGGCCCGAAACGUCAACAGCACUUCUCCCUAUAGAUGCUGCCUGACCUGCUGCGUUCUACCAGCAUGUUGUGUGUGUUGCUUGAAUUUCCAGCAUCUGCAAAUUUCCUCACAUUGGCCACAAUAUUUAAUGUUGAUUUUAUCUGAACAAAGGCUAAACACACCAUAAAAAGGACUAACAAACUGGAGGAAACAGUAUAGCAGCACCAGUAAAUAACAACUGGAACUAUUAUCUGAAUCUUUCCAUUUUUUUGUCAUCCAACCAACAUCAUGAUUUACUGGUGAUGUUCACUGCUAAGAACUUGAAGCUCUUAACCUCAAGACCGUUGAGGUGGACAGGAGUAUGUCCACUGCCACUGUUCCUGAAGUUAAUGAAAUGUUGUCAGUCAUGACAGAUGUCACUAAACUCCCUAUCUCGUUCCUCUACUAUGACUCAUCGUUAUUUGAAAUACAGAAUUAUCAUUUGAAAAUUUGUAGAAGGAGUUAGAGCAGAAUCUGGCUAUGCAGUCAUUAGUGUACAGGAAGCAGAGUAAGGAACUGAAGACACAACCUUGUGGAACACCAUUGUUUAGAAUAAUUGUGGCGGAAGUGUUGCUGCCUAUGCUUACUGAUUGCAGUCUAUCGAUAAGGAAGUCAAGGUUCCAUUUGUCAAGGGAGGUGUUGAUUCCCAGGUCCAAAGAUUGCAUUGAUAUCUUACACAUAGAACCUUAUGGUUUGAAGGACAAUCAUUCCAGCCCUAGGACAAUACAUUUUCAGGGUAGUAUCCCCAAGCCCAAACAUCUUCAUCUGCUUUAUCAAAGACCUUUCCUCCAUUAAAAAGUCAACUGUUUGCUGAUGAUUGUACAAUGCUGAAUUCCUAUUUCUCAGCAACUGAGAGGGUCCCUGCCUGCAUGCAGCAAAACUCUUGGGCACUGGUUGGUAAGCAGCCAAUGGCACUGCACCACAAGAGACUGGCAAUGUGUAUCUCUCACUGAAUGAGAGAACAUAAUCCUUGCAUUCAAUGGCAUUAGCCUUGUCAUAUCACCCAUUAACAUCAUUGACUAGAAACUCUUCUGGAGCAGACCCAUACAUAUCAUGGCCAAAAGAGGAGGCACAGACUACAUCUAAUGGGUUGGAAGUUGUGAAAGGGUGGAGUAACUCAUCCCCCAAAUUAGAAAUCAAUUUUACUGUCCAACACCUUACACCAGUCAGGUGUGUGAAGGAACGGUCUCCAUGUGAUUGGAAAACCGCUGCUCCCAACAACUCUCAAGAACUAUUAAAUCACCAAGACAAAUCAGACUGUAUCCUAUCCAUAAUGUAGUGCCAUGAAAUGCCCUAAUGCAGCAUGUGCACACAACAAUUGCAGCUUAGAGGCUGAGAUCUGAGCCAUCAUUGACUCAUUCUUGAAAAUAUACAAGAACAAAGAUCUUGCACUCAACUUCUACAAGACAAAUAUCUUCUCCUAACUGCCCUCACUUCACAGCUAACAUUGUCCUUCAACAAUAUAUGUUAAUGGCAGGACCCUGGAGUUUGUGGAUUAGGUAUACUGUUAAAUGUUAUGAAAAUGUACAAUAGCUAGAAUGUUACAACAUGAGGAACUGCAGGUUUGCUAUAGUCCUGAUGAGAUCACACAUGCACUGUACAAUUCAAGAAUAGUAUAUGGGCUCUGGAGAAAUGCACCAGAGAUUUACCAUAUACUUUAGAAUCAGAAAGUUAUUAACCUUUCUUACACAUUGUGAAAUUUAGUGCAACAAAUAAAAAAUUGCUAUAAAUUACAAAUAUAAUUUAAAAAAAUAGUGCAAAAAGAGAGGAAAAAAUGAAGUGGUGCUCAUGGGUUCAUGGACCAUUCAGGAAUCUGAUGGCAGAGAGGAAAAACUGUUCCUAAAAUGUUGUGUGUGUGUCUUCAAGCUCCUGUAUCUCCUCCUUGAUUGAAGUACUGAAGGCAUGUACUGGAUGGUGAGGGUCCCUAAUGAUCAAUGAUGUUUUCUUCAGGCAUUGC
This is a messenger RNA of Hypanus sabinus (Atlantic stingray), 4032 nucleotides long. RefSeq lists its product as uncharacterized. The record is from RefSeq and is a predicted model, not a curated record. The coding region runs from base 1 to 1467 and encodes 488 amino acids. The transcript is spliced from 9 exons. Lineage: Eukaryota; Metazoa; Chordata; Chondrichthyes; Myliobatiformes; Dasyatidae.